AUGGACAGCCCAAGGGGCCACACUCUCUUCAAGAAGAAAGAGGGCAUCUUAUCGUUCACCAGCGAUCGCAAAGCGAUAACAUGGACGCCGGCUUCGGGAGGCCCUGCGACUGUUUCGCUGCCUGUUACCAGCAUCACCAAUCUUCAGCAGACCCCCGACAGCUCUCCCAAGGUCAUGUUGAAGAUAUUCGAAAAGACUGAAAGCGCAGCCGACCCCGUCACAUACCUGUUCCAUUUCAAUACCCCAGAUGCCAAGGCAGAAGCUCAAGCUGUCAAAGACCUGCUGUCUCGUCUCUUAGCCGAUCUUCGGAAUGGCGAGGCAAACGUAUUCAAGCUCGCAACGCCGACGGCAACACCAGCCGCAAAUGGAGAGACAACGGGAGGCUCAACUUUGCUGGCAUCGUCGAGCGGCGUCAACACGCAGCCCACAGCUCCCACCUGGUUUGACGACAAUCAAUUGAGGACGAACAUCGAGCUACACCAGUCCCUCAUGAGGAAAGAUAGGAGCUUGCACCAGACUUAUAUGAGCGCUAUGGAAACCAAACCAGAAUCAAUGACUGGGGCUGCCUUUAAUGCCCAAUUCUGGUCCACGAGGAUAAACCUCCUCCGAGCUCAUGCUAUCGAAAUAAGUCAGAAAAAGGGCGCAUACAACGUCCUCUCGACCGUCAAACCUCGAACUGUUGACGGAGAGUUGAAAUUGAAUAUAAGCGUCGAGCAGGUUCAGAUGAUCUUUUCUCAACACCCAUUGAUCAAGCGAAUCUACAAUGAGAAUGUCCCACGGUUGUCUGAGGCGGAAUUCUGGUCGCGAUUCUUCCUCAGCAGACUAGCAAAGAAGCUCAAGGGAGAGCGCGUCACCGACAACGAUCCUGCAGAUGCCAUCUUCGACAAAUACGAUGUCGACAGUAACUUGCAAGACGCUCAAUCCAAAAUCACGGCCUUAACAGUCCCUCACAUUAUUGACAUAGAGGGCAAUGAAGAGAAUCAAGGAGGGUUCAAAGGCGGCAACGCCAAGGAUGUCGAGAUGCGACCCCGGUCUAACAUUCCCAUUGUUAGGACGCUUAACAGCCUAAGCGAAAAGAUCAUGGCGAACGUUCCUCCCUCAGAUAUCACUGCAUAUGAUGCAGACGGGCUUUAUAAUGCAUCCAAAGAGCUUACUCUGCGCGACUUACGGGGGGACGAGGAGGAGCGGCGUAUCAUGCUCAAUAUCAAAGAAAGGAACAACUUCUUCACGUCUAAAGACUCACCAGCGUCAAGGGACAGGGGCAUGCUUGCGAGUCAACGGCCUGAAGAUGUACUCGCCAAAAUGCAGAAUUUCAACACGACGAGGCCUGACAAGACAGGAGACAUCGGGCUGCAGAUUGACAUAGAUUUCGACAUCGAUAGCGACAGUGACAAUGAGUCGAAGACCGGGGCGAACACCACUCGCGAUGCCAUCAAAGAGGCAGAGAAAGACGUCAUGAAUGGCAUACAUCAGCAACGCUCUCAGAAGUAUGGACGUGCCUCGGAUGAUACUUCUCCAAUGGGACUACCUCCCCAAAUCUUUGAGAAGUGUGUUUUGACCCAUGCCACAACGAUCGAAUUUCUUCAUCAGUUCUGGGAUGGCUUCCUGUCCGGAGAUCCGGAUCGUGCCACAGAGGUUCAAUACUUGGCCGAAUCGCUGGCGAGGUCCAUGAUGCGCAUUCAGGCUGUAGCCGACGAGGCCGAGGUUGAACGAGAGAGCAUCAUUCAAAAACGCAAGCAGGAGAUCCGUAGUCAUUUUGAACGCACGGGAAAGAAGAUUCGAUGGAGGCCAGACAUGGUUGGGGGUGGCCGCGAUGCCGUCGUUAAGAUGAUGCAGCCGACAAUGGAUGCCUUACGACGAGCACAGGAUUUCUAUUCCAGGGCAUUGGGUGAAGAGAAUGUCCAAAUCUCAACAGAAGGCACAUAG
Messenger RNA from Trichoderma reesei QM6a, 1926 nucleotides. RefSeq lists its product as uncharacterized. The transcript has 2 exons. Bases 1 to 1926 code for a protein of 641 amino acids. Lineage: Eukaryota; Fungi; Ascomycota; Sordariomycetes; Hypocreales; Hypocreaceae. The record is from RefSeq and is a predicted model, not a curated record. Gene Ontology annotation, biological process: transcription by RNA polymerase II; transcription by RNA polymerase I; nucleotide-excision repair. Gene Ontology annotation, cellular component: transcription factor TFIIH holo complex; transcription factor TFIIH core complex.